Molecule: messenger RNA, 4084 nt
Organism: Rhineura floridana
Lineage: Eukaryota; Metazoa; Chordata; Lepidosauria; Squamata; Rhineuridae
Gene: DMTF1
Product: cyclin D binding myb like transcription factor 1
Exons: 17
Coding region: 660-2957 (765 amino acids)
Biological process (GO): regulation of transcription by RNA polymerase II
Cellular component (GO): nucleus
Molecular function (GO): DNA-binding transcription factor activity, RNA polymerase II-specific; RNA polymerase II cis-regulatory region sequence-specific DNA binding
Source: RefSeq, a predicted model, not a curated record
UUCAGAGGACCCGUACACGUGGCGAUUUCUCAAAUCACCAUGUCUGUGGACUUUUUCUCAAAAGCAGCUGAACUCAGCUACAGAGGGCUUGUAGCCGGGUAGAGAAUAACGUGUGAAUGCCCCUAAAAGAUAAGCUGCACACGCUGAUAUUCUGUCCUUCUAACACAAAUAGCUGGAAUACAAUAUUUAAAUAUAUUACAAAAAGGGGAAAAAAGUAAAAGCCAUGUCUUCCUCAGCACUUGGUAAUCCAUAGGAGCGGUGGUUAGACAUCUCUGCAUAGCGUGCUCCCAUUUCUUGAGAGACGAGACAGAGCACCAACUCGCUCCUCCGCAAUCGAGCGAUGAACACGUGAGACGGUAAGGCUGACCAAUGAGGAGCAGAGCUCAGCGCGACCUAUCUCGCGCCCUCAUCAGUGCCUGGCUGCAUCUCCUGUGUGAACUUUGUGGCGCCGGAGGUCUCUGAACCGGAAGCCGUGGGCGGGGCCUCGAGGGCCCGCUUCCUGGCCGGUCGCUGGCUCCCCUCCCCCUCGACGCGCUUUGUCCCCGCCCCCUCCCUCUGCUCUGUUGCUGCGGCCGCUCGGGCGGGCGCUUCCAUCCUGGUAUUUCGGAGCCUCCAUCCUGGUUUCUCAAGUGCCCGGACCCAAAACAGGAAAUUUGAGUAUGAGCACAGUUGAAGAAGAGUCUGACACAGUGACAGUAGAAACCGUGAAUUCUGUGACUUUGACCCAAGACACUGAAGGAAAUCUUAUUCUUCACUGCCCUCAGGAUGAGGCAGAUGAGGUAGACUCUGAAGACAGCAUUGGACCUCCUCAUAAAAGGCUUUGCUUAUCAUCCGAAGAUGACCAAAGUAUUGAUGACACCACUCCAUGCAUUUCUGUUGUUGCAGUUCCAAUUUCAGAAAGUGAUCAGAGCUUUGAGGUGACUAUGACUGCUACCACUGAGGUAGCUGACAAUGAAGUUAAUGAAGGAACUGUUACUCAGAUCCAGAUACUCCAGAAUGAACAACUGGAUGAAAUCUCUACUCUAGCUAAUGAAGAAGUGUCAGCAGUUAGUCAAGCUUGGUUUACAACGAAAGAGGACAAGGAUUCAUUAACGAAUAAAGGUCACAAAUGGAAGCAGGGAAUGUGGUCGAAGGAAGAAAUAGACAUUUUGAUGAGCAACAUUGAACGUUAUUUAAAGGCACGUGGAAUAAAAGAUGCCACAGAAAUCAUCUUUGAGAUGUCAAAAGAUGAAAGGAAAGAUUUCUACAGGACCAUUGCAUGGGGUCUGAACCGGCCUCUCUUUGCUGUUUAUAGACGAGUACUUCGCAUGUAUGAUGAUCGAAACCACGUUGGCAAGUACACGCCUGAUGAAAUUGAAAAACUCAAGGAGUUACGGAUAAAACAUGGUAAUGACUGGGCGACUAUAGGAGCUGCCCUUGGUAGAAGUGCUUCUUCGGUAAAAGACCGAUGCAGGCUGAUGAAGGACACCUGCAAUACGGGGAAGUGGACAGAAGAAGAAGAGAAGAGAUUAGCAGAAGUGGUACAUGAAUUAACCAGCACAGAGCCCGGUGACAUUGUCACACAAGGGGUAUCUUGGGCUUCUGUGGCAGAACGUGUUGGGACGCGAUCUGAGAAGCAGUGCCGUUCCAAAUGGCUCAACUACCUAAACUGGAAACAAAGUGGAGGCACCGAAUGGACUAAGGAAGAUGAAAUAAACCUGAUCCUUAGAAUAGCAGAGCUAGAAGUAUCUGACGAAAAUGAUAUCAACUGGGAUCUGCUGGCAGAAGGCUGGAGCAGUGUGCGCUCACCGCAGUGGCUUCGCAGUAAAUGGUGGACGAUAAAGAGGCAAAUUGCAAACCACAAAGAGGUGUCGUUUCCUGUUCUUAUAAAAGGUCUGAAACAGCUUCAUGAAAGCCAAAAAAAUACUCCAGGGCACCAACUUUCAGAGACUAAAUCUUUACCUGGGUUGCCAAAUGCUCAUUCCGGUUCUGGGGUUCAGCAUGUGCAGAUUCGAGUGGCUCGCCUGGAUGAGAAUUCGGGUAAUUCUCCAAGCCCCAUGGCCGCUUUACAGAUUCCAGUCCAGAUUACCCAUGUCUCUUCUGCUGAUUCCCCUGCUGCCUCUGUUGACUCAGAGACUAUAACGCUAAAUAGUGGGACACUACAGACCUUUGAGAUUCUGCCAUCUUUCCAUCUACAGCCUACUGGAACUCCAGGCACUUAUUUACUCCAGACAAGCUCAAACCAGGGAUUGCCUUUGACACUGACCACGAGCCCAACAGUAACGCUAACAGCUGCCACAGCACCAGCCUCACCAGACCAGAUCAUAGUCCACGCCUUAUCUCCAGAACACUUGCUGAACACCAGUGAUGUCACAGUACAGUGUCAUGCACCAAGCGUCAUAAUCCGCACCGUUGCAGCAGAAGAAAUUUCUCCCUCCAUAGCCCAGGCGGAACUUACUGUCGAUUCAGACAUUCAGCCAGUUGACUUGGACCCUCCAGCUUCUCUGGAAGUAGGUGCUUUUCCAGAUGACAUCCACCCAUCCAAGCUGGCUGUAGAAGAGCAGUCUGCAUAUAACGAAGGCGACUCCUCCAAAUUUGAUGGCAGGAGUAGCACUGAACUCAUUGACAGGGUUAUGGUAAAAGCUGGAGAAGAGAUUUUGCACGCAGACCUCAAGUGUGAAGAGGAUUGUCAGUCUGAAUUGGCUGGAACCUAUGUUUCUGAGGAUCUCAGUUCUCCAACAACAGAAGAACAAGUUGAACAGUCUGCCAUGGAUGAAACUGUCCUCAUUGUACCCUCUCCUCGUGGCUUUAUACAGACGUCGGAUGAUAUAGACAGUGAAUCAGUCUUGCCUCUGACAACACUAACAGAUCCAAUACUGCAACACCACGGAGAGAACUCCCAUAUUAUCGGCUCCUCUUUGGAUAGCCCUGGUUCUGAAGACUCGAAGGAGGUUGAAGAUUUAGUGAGCUGUCACUAAGUACAUCCCACGGUGUCACAAAAAGAACUGUCUUCAGUGCUGAACCACCUUUCCAAAGAAAGGAAAGCAUUUUCUGGAACAGCUUCAGUCCACCUUUACUGGGCACAGAAGCAUGCUGAUAUGCUUUUAAAGGAUUAUAGCCACAGCUGCUCAACCCAAGGUUUUCGCUUCUUACCAAGCUGUCCCUUUGUGGUCAUACCGAUCCCUAACUAGGCUGCUUGGGCCUUGAACCAGAUUUUGGUAAGGAGGGAGUUAAAUGCUGUAGGUCAAUAGCGCAGUAGCAAGCAAGUCUUGUUAGCAAGGGAAGCAGUUAGUGUGCAUCAAUUUCAGGACAAAAUAUAGCAUCAGUGCAGUCACUACAGAAAACGAGUGGCAGUAGAGAUCUGUUUUUCCAAUCUUUAAUUUGCUGGCAUGGAUCCAAGCCUGUGAUUGUCAUGGUUACUAAGGAAUCUGUUGCUGGCAAUGGAUGUAGUAGCCCCAGAAUUAGUGGAUGCAGUGCUGAAAUUUAUCCGUUCAUCGCAAGAACAGGAGAAGAAAAGGAAACAUAAGACUGUUAACUCCCCCUCUUUCCCAUGCAAUAAACUCAAAGUCCUUCCAGCUGUUAUGCAGAACUCUACUAUAGAAACCAAAAACACCUCCACAACUGAAUUAAUUAUAGUGGGUGGGGGGUGCUUAGUACUGUCUGGACCAGCCUUUUACAGCAACUCUGCUGCGCCAGCUCAGUAGUGAUUUAUUCCUGGCCACACGUGAGGGUUGUAAAAGGAGACGCUGAGCUGAGCUUGGAGUCUAACUUGGGUGGGAAACAUGACUCGACACUACAAGGAUAUGUAAAAAAAUAACUCUAUUUAUUGCUGUAAUUAGCUUCCUCGGAAGUCGGUUUGUCUUUAUUCUGUGGCUUUUUGUUCAUGUGCAAAUGACAUUGUUGUUAACAGAAGCAGCUGGUUGCUUAGAGAGGCAACAGAAAUAACUGUUCGAUUUAAUACAAACAAGAACCUAUUUGUCUUCUGUAACAGUAGGAUGCCUUUUUAUUUAUACUGUAGUACAGACAUUUGCUGUGCUGCAGUUUUUGUACAGUGUAAUUAAAAAAAAAGCGUUUUCCCCACAAGGAAAAUGCUUGUGCCAUUCUG